Molecule: messenger RNA, 1355 nt
Organism: Nyctereutes procyonoides (raccoon dog)
Lineage: Eukaryota; Metazoa; Chordata; Mammalia; Carnivora; Canidae
Gene: C1QTNF5
Product: C1q and TNF related 5
Exons: 3
Coding region: 250-981 (243 amino acids)
Molecular function (GO): protein binding
Source: RefSeq, a predicted model, not a curated record
GAGUUAUUUCCCUGCUAUUUCCCGGCCGGGAGCUCCUGGCCCCUGAACAACUGGUUUCCUCUUGGAGUCUGGGAGGAGCGGAGCGGAGCCGGCAGGGAGCGAACCGGGACCGGGGGACGCCGAGGGCAGGGGACGAGCGCAGGGGCGGGGCAGGGUCAGCCGGAGGGUCCGGAGCCGCGAGCGCCCGAAGGAGGCCGGGGAGCCGGGAGGGACCGCGAGACCCGGCGGCCGGAGCGCCCGUGCCGCGCCAUGAGGCCGCUCGUCGCCCUGCUGCUCCUGGGCCUGGCGGCCGGCUCGCCCCCGCUGGACGACAACAAGAUCCCCAGCCUGUGCCCGGGCCACCCCGGGCUUCCCGGCACGCCGGGCCACCACGGCAGCCAGGGCCUGCCCGGCAGGGACGGCCGCGACGGCCGCGACGGCGCGCCCGGGGCUCCGGGAGAGAAAGGCGAGGGCGGGAGGCCGGGACUGCCGGGGCCGCGGGGGGAGCCCGGGCCGAGAGGAGAGGCGGGGCCCGCGGGGGCCACCGGGCCGGCCGGCGAGUGCUCCGUGCCCCCGCGCUCCGCCUUCAGCGCCAAGCGCUCCGAGAGCCGGGUGCCUCCGCCGGCCGACGCGCCCCUACCCUUCGACCGCGUGCUGGUGAACGAGCAGGGACACUACGACGCCGCCACCGGCAAGUUCACCUGCCAGGUGCCCGGGGUCUACUACUUCGCGGUCCACGCCACCGUCUACCGGGCUAGCCUGCAGUUCGAUCUGGUCAAGAAUGGCGAGUCCAUCGCCUCUUUCUUCCAGUUUUUUGGGGGGUGGCCCAAACCAGCCUCGCUGUCAGGGGGCGCCAUGGUGAGGCUGGAGCCAGAGGACCAGGUGUGGGUGCAGGUGGGCGUGGGCGAUUACAUUGGCAUCUAUGCCAGCAUCAAGACAGACAGCACCUUCUCGGGAUUUCUGGUGUAUUCUGACUGGCACAACUCCCCCGUCUUUGCUUGAUGCCCGCUGCAAAGUGAGCUCAACCUCUCUCACUCCUAGGGGGGGGGGGUGUGUGUGACAGUGACAGCCACACCAUCCAGGAGGGCUGGCCCCCCUGGGGAUGUUGUGAAUGACUCCGUCCUGCUGCUGUCAGAGAACCGGGACAGAGGCUGUCUGAGAUCGGGGCUGGCAGUCUGGGGCAGCGGCUGGAUUUCUGCCCAAAACCAAAGGAGCACUCUGUGCUGGCAGGUGUAGGUCCCCAUUUGCUCUGGCCCGGGGACCCUAGAGGCGGGGUGCCCUCUUCCUGGUGCUCUGCUUCUCUGGGUCCUCCUUGUCCCUCCUAUUCCUGGGCCCUUUUCUCAGAGAUUAUUCAAUAAAUCAACAACAAAAAAAUC